Molecule: messenger RNA, 1986 nt
Organism: Culex quinquefasciatus (southern house mosquito)
Lineage: Eukaryota; Metazoa; Arthropoda; Insecta; Diptera; Culicidae
Exons: 2
Coding region: 844-1986 (380 amino acids)
Cellular component (GO): nucleus
Molecular function (GO): zinc ion binding
Source: RefSeq, a predicted model, not a curated record
AUGCUCGACAAUCCGACCUACUCCUCCGAGAACCGACACCGUGCGACCAUGCGAUGCGAGUUGAGUCGAGUUAGCAGCACGUUCCGGGGAAGAUAUCCUUUCCACGUUUCCCUCUGCACGCUCGAUGCCGGGACUAACGAAGGUAAUCCAUUGCCUGUCAUGUGAUGUCAGUUCCGCCGCUCCAGAGAGAGUGAGAGGUAAGUAAAGCGCGCGUCAGUUUUGUGUCAAGCGUCAUAACCGAUAAUCUCAGGUUUGUUCUUUUUUUCUUUCUGCUGCUUCACCUGAAUAAAUAUCGUGUCCGGGUUUAUCAAUUCGAGCAGAUUUCUGGAUUAUAUUCGAGUAUAAUGAUGGUUUCUGCGAAACCAACAAUGAAUCCAAUCAAGUCAGCGCUACUGGCCAGUCUCAAUCUAAUAAAUCCACCGAAGAUUGUGUGUGUGUUUUCAGAUUGAAAUAAACGCCCUGGCGACCUUUCCCCUCCGUCGACUAGCUGCGAAUCCAAAUUAAGAAUAAACAACAAUUCGAAAGCACAUUUAUUACUUGCUUCCCAAAGCAACAACCAGCAAAAAGCGAGAAAAUAAAAUUCAAACGAAUUCACGAGCAAAACGAAACGAAAAAUGAAAAUUCAAAAUAGUUUAAAAUUUAUUUUUAAAUUUCGUGUCCGCCGAAACACAAACACACACGUUUUUGCCACGUUUGACGACACACAGUCAGUCAGUGUGGCCGCGUGUUUCAGCGCCAGAGUGAAAUUCAGCAGACAUCAGCUAGUAGCUGCGACCUUGCUUUCCCUGGCAGAAGUGUUUCUCUCUUAAUUUGCUUGUCUGUAGUCCGAUUUAUCGUCCUAGAAUGGACCAGCAGCAGGUUGACCUGCGGCUGGAUUCCGUCUGCCGGUUCUGCCUUAGCGCAGAAGGACAGCUGUAUCUGCUGUUUGGACUGCACAAGAAUCCCGAGGUGGUCACGCAGAACGUGCGACAGUUGACGACGGUCGAGCUCUCAACCGACGACAACGUCGACUACAAGAUUUGCGCCAACUGCUGCACCAGCCUCGAACUUUGCGUCAAAUUCCGCCAGACGUGCAUCCAAGCCACCAAAACCCUAGAAGAAAUCAACGCCCUCAAUCUCGCCUUCAACAUCAAAUCCCUAAUCCCGCAACCCCCGCUCGAAAUCAAACAGGAACUUCCAGAACCACCAACGGAAGCCACUCCACCAGCCUCCUACCUGGACCACCAUUUGCUGUUCAACCGCGACGACACCAUCGAUCAAGUCAGCCUAGAGCAGUACGGACUGAACUUUGUUUCACCAGCAGCGCUGCCUCCACUGCUCGAAACCGAAAGCUGGCCAUCGGAGCCUUCUUGGAUCGGAUUUCCCUGGGAACAGAACGACCUGACAUUCGAAGCCUCAUUUCCACCACCGCCAACUUUGUUCCACCACCAGCAAGCGAUGACCGCUGUGCAGCCGUUUAUGACCCCCUCAGGCUCCCAGCAACAACUGCAAUCCUUCCAAAAAAUUGUCCGAUCCAAGUAUUUCUGCAAAAUCUGCGAGAAGCACUUUUUCCAGCGAAACGUCCACAUGCAGCACCACGAACGGUACAGCCGGAACUGCUUCCAGUGUUUGGACGAGAAACUAAUCGGUGCGUACCAACCGGAAGCGGCUUCCAAGCGGCACACGUGCGAGAUCUGUCUGGUGGUGAAGGAGAGCUGCGCCGACUUCCUGCAGCAUGCAAUCGCUCACCACGCCGAGGAACACCGGGCUAGGGAUUCGUACAAGUGUGACCGGUGCGACAAAGUGUUUGUCCUGAAGGCGGAAAACAGCCGCGGAAAGGUGCACAACUGCGUCAAGAAGCUGCGCUGUCCGCACUGUCCGCAGACGUUUUACUACGCGAAAAGCUACAAGAAACAUCUGCAGUUUUACCACAACGUUGGCCAGGUGGAGGAAACGAGUACGAGGGCAAUGGAUGGGGAGGGGCCAACGGGUGAGGUUAAGCAUUAG